Messenger RNA from Rangifer tarandus platyrhynchus (Svalbard reindeer), 1407 nucleotides. Lineage: Eukaryota; Metazoa; Chordata; Mammalia; Artiodactyla; Cervidae. The record is from the annotation of a GenBank genome assembly.
AUGGCCGCCACCACGCCGCUUCGCGACUGUCAGGCGUGGAAGGAUGCCCGGCUGCCACUCUCAACACCAAGCAAUGAGGCCUGCAGGCUGUUUGACGCCACCCUGACCCAGUACGUAAAAUGGACCAACGACCAGGGCCUUGGUGGCAUUGAGAGCUGCCUGUCAAAGCUCAAAGCGGCAGAUCCGACCUUCGCCAUGGGCCACGCCAUCGCUAAUGGCCUCGUGCUGAUUGGCACCGGAAGCUCCGUGAGGCUGGACAAAGAGCUGGAUGUGGCCGUGAAGACGAUGGUGGAGAUUUCCAAAACCCAGCCCCUGACCCAUCGGGAGCAGCUGCACGUGUCUGCAGUAGAGACCUUUGCCAAGGGGAACUUCCCGAAAGCCUGUGAGCUGUGGGAGCAGAUUCUCCGGGACCACCCAACAGACAUGUUGGCCCUGAAGUUUUCCCACGAUGCCUACUUUUACCUGGGCUACCAGGAGCAGAUGCGAGAUUCCGUGGCUCGAGUUUAUCCCUUCUGGACGCCCGACAUCCCCCUGAGCAGCUACGUGAAAGGCAUCUAUUCUUUCGGACUAAUGGAAACCAAUCUCUAUGAUCGGGCGGAAAAGCUCGCCAAAGAGGCUUUGUCCAUUAACCCGACUGAUGCGUGGUCGGUGCACACCAUUGCACAUAUUCAUGAGAUGAAAGCGGAGGUCCGGGAAGGCCUGGAGUUCAUGCAGCACUCGGAAGCCCACUGGAAGGCCUCUGACAUGCUUGCUUGUCAUAAUUAUUGGCAUUGGGCCUUAUAUCUGAUCGAAAAGGGCGAAUACGAGGCUGCGCUGACCAUUUACGAUGACCACAUCCUGCCCAGCCUGCAGGCCAGCGGGGCGAUGCUGGACGUGGUGGACAGCUGCUCCAUGCUGUACCGGCUGCAGAUGGAAGGGGUCUCCGUGGGCGAGCGGUGGCAGGACGUCCUGUCUGUGACCCGGAAGCACAGCCGAGACCACGUCCUGCUCUUCAACGACGCACACUUCCUGAUGGCAUCGCUGGGCGCGGGGGACACCCAGACCACACAGGAGCUGCUGACCACCCUGCGGGAUGCCGGCGAGUCCCCAGGGGAGAACUGUCAGCACCUCCUGGCCCGCGACGUGGGGCUGCCCCUGUGCCAGGCCCUGGUGGAGGCCCAGGACGGGAGCCCCGACCGCGUGGUGGAGCUGCUCCUGCCCAUCCGCUACCGGCUGGUCCAGAUCGGAGGCAGCAACGCCCAGAGAGACGUCUUCAACCAGUUACUGGUUCACGCGGCCUUGAACUGCUCGUCUGGCCUCCACAAGCACGUGGCCCGGAGCCUUCUGAUGGAGCGAGAUGCCUUAAAGCCCAACUCCCCCCUGACCGCCAGGCUCAUCCGCAAGGCGGCCGCCGUCCACCUCCUGUAG